Molecule: messenger RNA, 671 nt
Organism: Aspergillus wentii DTO 134E9
Lineage: Eukaryota; Fungi; Ascomycota; Eurotiomycetes; Eurotiales; Aspergillaceae
Exons: 2
Coding region: 62-502 (146 amino acids)
Source: RefSeq, a predicted model, not a curated record
AAGACUUUACACAUUCAAGCAUAAUUCUACAGGAAACCCGUCCAAACAACCAAACAAUAAGAUGGCAAACAUCGAGUCAGUCUCUCCAUCCGUCUACGAAGAGGUCUACGAAAUCGCGGAACAGUUCGUCAAAGGGCUGUACAGCAGCAACUCCAAAAACGUCGCACCCCUCUUCCACCCCAAGGCAGUCGUCUUUGGUGAUCUGGGUGGAAACGAAUAUCUGAAUGGCUCUCUGUUGAAGAAAUUCGAGCUCGUGGAUGCAGGGCUCCCUCCCAACAUGACAGCUCAGUUUACCAUCAUUGGACUCACGAACACGACUGCCGUUAUCAAGGUUGAGAAGGGCACAGGAAGAGGGUUUGAUGGAUCAGACUUUGUGACUAUGAUCAGGAAGGAUGGGAAAUGGUUGAUUGUAUCCAAGGUUUUUGACGGUUAUAGCGGUUGGUUUACAGGUCCUCCUAAAGCGGCAUUAUGUGGAUCGUGCUACGGAGGCUGCCGGGCAUGAGCCUUGUUGCAGUGGGAAUGUCUAAAAAGGUGCUUAGUAUGAUUGAGGUGAUGCCGUAGUGGUAUUUGCAGCUGUCCUGUUUUUCAAGUGCUAUGCAACUAGCUGAAGAAUGAGUUGGUCGAGAGUGAUAAUGAAUUAGCCUAUGCUCAUUUCUAUGACCCAAAGAUUG